Messenger RNA from Juglans microcarpa x Juglans regia, 1196 nucleotides. RefSeq names its product CRIB domain-containing protein RIC5-like. The coding region runs from base 358 to 996 and encodes 212 amino acids. The record is from RefSeq and is a predicted model, not a curated record. Lineage: Eukaryota; Viridiplantae; Streptophyta; Magnoliopsida; Fagales; Juglandaceae. The transcript is spliced from 4 exons.
CCAACCAACACCGCGUUGUCUCCUACGUACGGGGCCCUCGAACAAAUUGCACUCCCCAUUAUUCUCCAUCUAAUUUUCUUCUUCACUGAGAAUUUGCUGGAGAAUAUGUCUCGAUUAUCACAUGUUUUCUUGGGUUUCUUGCUAAUUUCAUUUCGAUUAUUCUUGAAAGAUCAUAUUCUCAUCAUUAUCGAGAACUGAGGCUGCUUCGAAUUCUCCCACGGUUUAUUUGGUCUGGAAUAUGUGUGAUGUGAUGUGCUUUCAAACUUCCAUUACUUGAAAAGCUUCUUUGUUAUUUAGCCUUGCAUAGGGUAAAAGGUUUCUGGUCCAUAUAUAUAUAGCCAAGUACUUCGUGCCCAAAUGGCGACCAAGGUGAAGGGUCUUUUGAAAGGCCUAAGAUACAUAUCACAGAUAUUUGAUGAGCAGAAAGAACCAGACAUGCAAAUUGGCUAUCCCACAGAUGUAAAGCAUGUUGCGCACAUUGGAUGGGACGGCCCUUCUGCGAAUAAUAAUACGCCGAGCUGGAUGAGCGAGUUUGAAUCUACCCCAGAAGUCUCAUCCAGGUCGUUGGACACUUUUGGAGAAGCUAAAUUGACAUCUGAAGAUACGAAACGAACUGGCGCUGGAAUUCAAGAAUCCCUGCUCCGACAAAUUAAAUCAACCGGAAAUGCCUCGCCUGCCAACUCCCCCCGAUGGAGCCUUGAUGCACCAAAGCAAUCCAGGCGGCAGCGCUCGACGGAUGCUGUGUCGUCGGAUUCCCCGAGCCAAGAUUCACCGGGAAGUACCCGACACGCGAGACGUAACCGGAAGUUGAAUCUUGGGAAUGACUCGCCAUCACAGGACCUGCCUGCUGUCCCUAAACACUCUCGCCGGAGGAAGUCAAAGGGGUCAUCCGGUAGCGGUUCAUCAAAGUCGCAAAGGUCAAAAGACCAUACUUCUCCACCCGACAUCCCUUUCUCGGAUAUGGGAUCCGGGUCCUUAUCUGGGCAAGAGUUAUGAACAACAACAUUAACGAGAAUCGCGUAAAAAUUCAGUUUUGGAAGAGCAGAAGAAAGAGAGGGAGGAGGGUGUGAUGAAUAUUCAAGAUCAGGAAACGUGUGAUUUUUAAGUUAGAGGUUUUAACCUGAUCCUCUAAUUAAUAUUAGUAGUUGUAACUUUGAAAGAUUAUCUAAUUAUUUUUCGUGAUCGAUAUCCUGUGU